UGGAGGGCUACCUCUGGCAAUUGUUCUGGUAGCUGGGUUUCUUCUCAAUACAGAGGAUGACAAAGAUUGGCUAACCAUUACUACACAGGCGUUCACUUAAAAAAAAAACUUAUAGUUGGAGUGACUGUCAUUCCCUCUUCGAUUGCCAAGCUCUGGAACUUAGAAACUUUCCUAGUGAAAGGAACAGAAGGUGAGAUAGCUUUACCAGAUACAUUCUUCAGUAUGACGAGGCUGAGGCAUGUACAUGUAGAUAAUUGUACCUUCUCAGAUUCUGACUUGCCCCAAUUGGAAUGUUUGCAGACCUUAUCCACCCUAUCUCUUUCUUAUGAGACGGAGAACAAAAUGAGAAGUUUCCUUUCCCUUCAAAAACUAAGAUGCACAUUCUUGGAAUUUUGGGGUCAUUCUGAGAAAUCGGGAGGCUCUUGCAAUCGAUUUCCAGUUUUGGAUUUCUUGAAUCAGCUUGAAUCACUCAAUGUGAUUUACCAAGGCAGGGUGCUUCAGCCUUGUGAGUUUAACUUCCCCUCAAACCUUAAGAAAUUGACCUUAUCAAAGUUUCGGCUUCCAUGGGUUGAAAUUUCAGCGAUUGCAGCAUUACAAAACCUUGAGGUUUUGAAACUGCUUUUGGAAGCUUUUGAAGGAGAAGAGUGGAAUGUCAGUGAUGAGGAGUUUCCAAAACUCAAGUUCUUGAAAUUGGGAAAUCUGAACAUUACGCGUUGGAAUAUAUCAGAGGAUGCUUUUCCAUGCCUAGAGCAAGUAGUGUUGCAAAAAUGCAAGCAGCUCAUUAAACUUCCUUCUAGCUUUGGUGACGGAUGUUAUUCCCUGCAAAAGAUUGAGGUGUUUAUAUGUGGGGCCGCUGUUUCUCAAUCAGCAAGAGAAAUUGAGGAAAUUCGACAUGAAGAUUACGGAGACGCAAAUUUCAAGGUCACCAUUUAGAACCCAAACAUGGACUAACAAACUGUCAUCUUUAAUCGCCAUUACUCACCUGCACUUGAUGCGGAGCUGAAGCUUCAGCUGCCACACCGUGUUUACCGUGAGGCCAAUAUGGUUGCAGAUUCCUUGGCGAAGCAUGGACUCUGCCUAGCUCCUACUGAUGACCAGCUUCCAAGGACUUUUACUUUUUAAUGUUUCCCCUUGUUUAGUUUACCUGCUUUCAAUAAGGAUUGCUCAACUGGACUGUGCCUGGCUCCUACUGAUGACCAGCUUCCAAGGACUUUUACCUUUAAUGUUCCCCCUUGUUUAGUUUACUUGCUUUCAAUAAGGAUUGCUCAACUGGAAUGUGCCUAGCUCCUACUGAUGACCAGCUUCCAAGGACUAUUACUUUUAAUGUUCCCCUUGUUUAGUUUACCUGCUUUCAAUAAGGAUUGCUCAACUGCUGUGAUAGCUCGAGCAACCCCUCCUUGUAAUGACUCUGUAAACUUGUUUUAAUCUAUAUAUUGCAUGUUUGAAGCC
Molecule: messenger RNA, 1449 nt
Organism: Lycium barbarum (goji berry)
Lineage: Eukaryota; Viridiplantae; Streptophyta; Magnoliopsida; Solanales; Solanaceae
Product: putative late blight resistance protein homolog R1A-3
Exons: 2
Coding region: 223-933 (236 amino acids)
Biological process (GO): protein folding
Molecular function (GO): alpha-tubulin binding
Source: RefSeq, a predicted model, not a curated record